Messenger RNA from Hyaloperonospora brassicae, 1905 nucleotides. The record is from the annotation of a GenBank genome assembly. Lineage: Eukaryota; Oomycota; Peronosporomycetes; Peronosporales; Peronosporaceae.
AUGCGCUUCAGCGUCACGGACGUCGCGCCGACUGCGCGCUCGAACGCCGUCCGUGCGUGCUACGACGGCCGCGAGACCCUCCCGCUGUCUCUAGACUCCUCCGUGAGACGCAGAAGCUUGCGUCCACCCGAUUGUUUCGACAGUAGCGCGACGUUGGACGACGAAAACGACGACGACGAGACCGUCGGUGCCAAGCAGACAGCGACGGGUCUGUUUCAAGACGUGUGCACGGCGUCUAUGGGGCUCGAGACCGUUCAACGGACAUCAGCGUCCAGACAGGAGCUUGUCAAGCAGCUGGAGCGCGCGUGUGAGCGUCGAGCGGCCCAGGCGGUCGCUGGGAGUGACGCGUACCAGACGCUGUGCCAGACGCUGCAACAGGCGCGACAGGACGCCGACGUGGCGCUGGAACGACUUUUGAUUGGCCAAAGUAAGAGCGAAGAGCAGGAUCUUGAUGUGCUGAGGCAGGAGCUGCACCGGUUGCAGGAGAGCCGAGCGAGGGUCACGUUGCAGCAGAUGUGGAUGCGUGAAAAGUCGGCUAUCGAGAGUGUGGAGCACAAGUUGCAUGCGUACCAACAGGCGCAACGAGCGGAAGCGAUACAGCGAGAAAAAGAGCGGAAGGAGCGAGAAGAAGCAGACGAGCAGUGGAGACAAGAGGAGCUCCAAAAGGCCAAGGAGGAGGAGGAGGCACAGCAGCAAAAGGAGCGAGAAUUGCAAGAACAGCACGCAAAAGCCAAGCUUCAGGCAGCUGAACGUGCAGCGGCACAAAAGAGACAAGAGAUUGAGCGCAAAAACGAUGAAGCUGCAAAAAAAGCUGCGGAUAAAGAAGUGGCCGCACGGAUGGCAGAACAUGUAGAGCAAGGUCGCGAGCGCAUGAAGCGUUUGGAAGAUCUGCGCCGCCACACCGCGGAGGUGCUGGAUAGUCCUGAUCCGUCGGUGAAAAAGAUCCGUAUGCAGAUCAGACGCGAGGCCGGGGUGUGUAAUCAGAUUGCAGCCGCGCCUUCCGCGAUCAAGAAUGUUGUGAGUAAAAUCCAGCAGCUUCUGCAGAUGGCAAAGACCUCCGGCGAUGCGUACUUCAAAUUCGCGCUCGACAUGGUCGCGUCGAACCUCUCCAGACAAGUGGAAAGUCGUGCAGACUACAAAUCCUGCUACCCCGUAGCGCACGUGAUCAAAAUGAGCUGUGUGCAAACUCCAGAGCUGACGGACGUCGUACUGGGAUACUUCCACAAGACGUGCGUCUUCACGAUUCCCGACAAUCCGGAGAAGCACGCGUCUCAGACGAUUGCAGACUACAAGAUGUCUGUGGGUUUCCACAAGGCAGUCGGUGAGAGCUCCGACCCGGAUGGUCUGGAGCACGUCACGGAGUACACGCGACGCAUGACGAUGGUCUGUGCUGUUCUAGCGGCUGUGCGCCAGACGACCCCUUGGGACGGCAGUCCGUCUCCGCCAGGUCUGGGUCUUGGAGACUGCUGGUCAUGGCUUGCUCGACUGUUGAACGAGCCGCCGCACCUCAUGACAGGAGCUCUGACGCUCACGAUCUUGGAAGUGGCCGGCUUUGAGCUGUUGCAGCAAUACAAGAAGCAGUUUCACAAACUGUUGGUGCUCAUCGCGCGUGACGUGUGCCCGCGGCUGAGCAAGAACGCAAAGACCGGUGCGGCGAACGCUGCGGGGCAACUAGAGAUGUUUGUCAAUCAGUAUCACGCCAACCGGUGCAGGUUGAACGAGCCAGACGGGCGAAAGCUCGAAGAGACGAAGAUCUCGGAAGCUGACGAAGAGAGAUCGGAUCGCAACGACAACGGCGGUGGCGGAGGUGGCUACCAUGGCAAUGGAGGUGGCUACCAUGGUGGUGGUCGUGGAGGUGGCGGUCGAGGUGGCGGCCGUGGUCGAGGAAGUGGCCGGAGACGCUGA